Molecule: messenger RNA, 810 nt
Organism: Colletotrichum costaricense
Lineage: Eukaryota; Fungi; Ascomycota; Sordariomycetes; Glomerellales; Glomerellaceae
Product: alkaline phytoceramidase
Exons: 8
Coding region: 1-810 (269 amino acids)
Biological process (GO): ceramide biosynthetic process; ceramide catabolic process
Cellular component (GO): endoplasmic reticulum membrane
Source: RefSeq, a predicted model, not a curated record
AUGGCUUCAUCUCCACUGUUCCAGGCCUUGCGUGUGGCGUACAAUGAUGAUUCUCCAGAGGGCUACUGGGGAGAAAAAACCUCAACUCUGAAUUUUUGCGAAGAGGACUAUGUAGUUUCUUAUUACUGUGCUGAAGUUUGCAAUACCUUGACCAACCUCUUGUUCCUGUGGCUUGGCUUCAAAGGCGUACAUAAUUGCGUAUCUCAGGGCCACCCACGCAUUUUCCUAGUCGCAUAUCUCGGAUACGUUAUCGUUGGACUGGGCUCUACGGCCUUCCACACAUCCUUGAAGUACCCUAUGCAGCUUAUCGACGAGCUAUCCAUGAUAUACACCACGUGUCUCAUGGUCUUUGCAACAUUUUCAUUCUCCAAGUCUAGCAGGUUUUCGGUCUUGUUGGGCGGCGGUCUCGUCCUCUUGGCUGGCCUUAUCACGUCCUACUACCACAUCACCAAAGAUCCGGCUUUCCACCAGGCCUGCUAUGCAGCGUUGACAGCAACGGUUGUUUUACGCAGCUUGUAUGUCAUGGAGACGCAGCUGCGGCCAGUUCUGGCACGAAGAAACAAGGACAAGGCCGAUCUCAUUCUCAAAACCAUGUGGAUCAUGGUUGGAACAGGACUCAGUGUCUUCCUCAUGGGGUUUCUUAUCUGGAAUAUUGACAAUGCGUUUUGCAGCCAAAUAAGACAAUGGCGACGACAGCUUGGUUUGCCUUGGGGCGCACUGCUAGAGGGUCAUGCUUGGUGGCACUUGAUGACAGGUGUUGGAGGUAUGGAUCAGAGGACAUACGGCAUUCCCACCUCCGACAUGUGCUAA